Messenger RNA from Fonsecaea monophora, 2514 nucleotides. RefSeq lists its product as hypothetical. The transcript has 5 exons. Lineage: Eukaryota; Fungi; Ascomycota; Eurotiomycetes; Chaetothyriales; Herpotrichiellaceae. Bases 1 to 2514 code for a protein of 837 amino acids. The record is from RefSeq and is a predicted model, not a curated record.
AUGGAAACGCUCACAGAAACACUACCACUCUCCCAAAACACCCUGCAAGAUGAAUUCGAGAGCAGACUACGCGACCUCCUCUCCAGCAUCAGGAAAGUCGACGUGCCGACCCUCAAUCUCUCCCUCAUCCCGGAAAGUUCACCUAAAAGUAUUCCCCGCGUCUUACUUCGCUAUGCCGACGCCCUUAGAGACGCAGGGUACAAGCCCGAGGCCGAAGCCCUGGAUCUAGUGCGCGAAAAGGCACUCGACAAGAAAGCCUUUGGAGGACUGGGUCUGCGCGACGAAGAAGAAGACGGCGCCGCUACUACGACUCCCGCGCAGCAGGCUGAUGCGCUCUUCCUCGUCGAGGCGUGGCUCGAGGCCGUCAACUCACGCGAACGGGCUACCGAUUUUCUCUCGUACAGGACCGCUCCUGCAGAGGGGACGAGGCCGAUGACUCUCGCGCAGAAGAUCUUCGCGCAGCAUGUCAUUGGAGAGAAACCCCCUAAAGGACUGGCGGCUGGCGAUGUCGUCAGGGUUGGCAUCGACUGGAUCCUGGCAUCAGAAUUGUCGUGGGGGGGUAUGGCCCGGACGUGGAAACGACUGGGCUCUCCAUCAAUCUGGCGCAACGACCGCUUCUGGCUGGCCGGCGACCACGUCGUCCACCCGGCGGUGGCGCAGGUGCCCAAGGUCAAGGCCAUGGUCGAAGUGGCGGAACAGGCCAAGAACGAGUUCAAGAUGACCGAGUAUCAAGGCAUGAACUACACCAUCAUGCACACCGAGUUCGUCCGGGAACGCGUCGAGCCGGGCAUGCUGGCCAUCGGGUCCGACUCGCACACCUGCUCUGGCGGCGCCGUCGGCUGUCUGGCAAUAGGACUCGGCACGGCCGACGUGAUGAUGACGCUGACCCUCGGGGAGACGUGGUUCAAGAUCCCCGAGUCGAUCCUCAUCGAGUUUGUCGGCCAGCCGGCCUUUGGCAUGUCGGGCAAGGACGUCAUCCUCUACAUCCUCGGCGAGCUCAAGCGCAACACCGUCGCCGCGGAGCGUAUUGUCGAGUUCGCCGGCGAGGGUCUCAAGUAUCUCUCCGUCGACGCCCGGUUCGCCAUCUCCAACAUGUGCACCGAGUUCGGUGCCAUCACGGGCAUCUUCGUGCCGGACAGCAUCACAAGAGAAUACAUUGCGCGCCGGCGGAGGAAGGCCAACCGCGUCAACUCACUCUACUUCCAACCAGACGCCGAUGCAGAGUAUGCAGGCAGAUAUACCAUCGACCUGUCCAAGGUCGAGUCCUCGGUAGCCGUCUACCCGAACCCGGACGACGUGGUCCCCGUCUCGCAGAUGGCCGGGAAGCCACUCGACGGAAUCUUCAUCGGCGCCUGCACGACCACCGAGGAAGAGCUGGUCCUCGCGGCGCUGGUCCUCAAAGUCGGCCUGGACAGGAAACUGCCCCUGACCAAGGGCAAGAGACACUACGUGCCGGGAUCGUUGCCCAUUGUCGAGAAGCUAAAGGACCUGAAACUGCUCGAGAUAUACGAGGCCGCGGGCUUCACUCGCGGUCCGCCGGGCUGUUCAUACUGUGUCGGACUCUCGGCCGAGCAUGCUGAUGAAGGGGAAACGUGGCUGAGCUCUCAGAAUCGCAAUUUCCAGAACCGUAUGGGAAAGGGCGCAUUCGGCCAUGUCACGUCGGCCAUGGUCUGCGCAGCCUCGAGCUUCAGCAUGUCCAUCACCAGCCCCGCGGACUUUCUCAAGGAUCUGGACUUGGAUUUCUUCAAACGAUACCGCCCUCUCUCGGACGUCGAUAUGGUUCCUGUCGAAUACGUCGAGCCCGACCUCGACAGGUCAUCAAGUGCCGCAAAGACGAACAGCACAAUCACCAAACCGAUAGAUCCAGCACCGAAUGCGGAAGACCAGCCACCGAGGAAACUGGACAAGAUCUCCAGCAAGAUCGUCACGCUAGGCGACUUUAUCGACACAGACGCGCUGGCUCCAGGACACACAUUGACUUCGUGCGUAACCGACGAAGACUUUGGCGAACACGUCCUCGAGCACACGCACCCCGAGUUCCGGGCCAAAGUGCGUGGAGGCCAGCAGGUCGUGGUGGCCGGACAUGCCUUUGGGGUUGGAUCGAGUCGCGAGAUGGCCGUGGGUGCUUUGAAAGGCGUUGGUGUCCAGGCGGUAAUAGCCCGCUCAUUCGCCUUCAUCUACGGCCGCAACCAGCCCAGCCUCGGCCUGCUAGGAGUGACCAUGGCGGACGAGGCCUUCUACGACGUCGCGCGGGAAGGCGAGGAGAUCACACUGGACAUCCCCGCGCGGACCAUCACGGUCGCCGGCCAGUCGUUCCCCUUCACGUUGUCCGAAAUGGAAUAUAACCUGACCAUCAACAACGGCGUGGCCGAGAGUUAUCGCAAGUUUGGCAAGGGUAUCUGGGAGCGCUUCACGGGCGCGGGGAAAGAGGAGGCCGAGAUGUCCAUUGUCAGGGCGGCGGUGCAGGGUAGUGGGGAGGAAAGUCAGAGGGGUGAUAAGAAGUUGGACUGGUAG